Molecule: messenger RNA, 231 nt
Organism: Caenorhabditis briggsae
Lineage: Eukaryota; Metazoa; Nematoda; Chromadorea; Rhabditida; Rhabditidae
Exons: 1
Coding region: 1-231 (76 amino acids)
Source: RefSeq, a predicted model, not a curated record
AUGCUCAAGACCCUCUUCUUCACCCUCUUGGCUCUUCUCUUCCUGUCUUCUACAGUAUCCGCUGGCAUCAUCCUCCGUGACCGUCGUGCCGUUCCAGACUACUGGUAUUCCAAUGGAGUUGUUCAUAAUAUGGUUUCCGAUAAUAUGGUUGGAGGACCAACGUCUCUUGGAUGGGCUCAAGUGCCACAUAGAUUGAGCCCAAUGUUCUCCCCUGUUUUUGGUGGACGCUAA